AAAUGUCGGUAGUCGCCCGAGUGGCGCUUGUUGAUCGGUCUGUCAUCAAUUACACCACUGUAUACCAGAGAUCUCGGUAUAAAGGUAAAAGCAUAUGUAUGUUAAUACAAGUACAUGUAUUGUUUGUAUCAAAAUUGCCGCGAUGUGCCGCAUAACAGAUAUAUAUACACGUGCCGGUACGUAGUGUGUGCACACUCCUGUUUGUAAAUGUGCGAUAUUAUCACGCACCGACAACACUGGAUGUUCCCCGCCGCCUGGCUGUAGUCUUGUGUAUACUACUAGAAUCAUCGGCUUUGCGAACUUCUCAACAACUCAUCUUCAAAACUGUCUAUUGCGCACAUGCAUACCGUGUGGUUUCUACUGUGUGUUGGGACCAUCACGCGAACAGUGGAUGGUUGUUUUUGGUAGACUUCAUACAGGCAAUACUUCAGAGAUGGACACUCCGAAACAGUCAAACGGAGUGACCAAAGUCACCAAAGCAAGCAGAUUCGCCAACAAACGGAAACAGAAGCGGGUCCAGCGACACCGUUCCGAUGGAUUUGUUGUGGGAUUAGACCUAGGGAACUCCGAGGAUGAGAGUUCCCCGGACAGGGGGGCCGGGAGCGGGGACGCUGUUAACUUUCUUUUAUGGAUCCGGAACCCGACAAUCGCCAACCUGGCCAAAUUACGACGGUGCAUCAAACGAAAUGACCGGGACUGGAUGUCGGAGUUCCUGGAGUUUGACGGUCUCGGGUUCCUGUUUCAGUGCCUGAAGAAACUCGGCGAGAUUGGCGGGACUCACCUCUCGGACAUGGUCCUAAGGAUGGAAUGUAUUAUGUGUAUCAGGGAGGUGGUCAACUCCCAAAGUGGACUAGACUGUCUCCUAACUCUCAAGGGCCGUAAUGAUAAUCUGUUCGGCAGGAGGUUCGCUUCCGCGCUGGAGACGAAGAACCUGAUGGUGAAAAUGCAGGUGUUUGAAUUGUUGUCGGCCCUGUGUGUGUACUCUACAGACGGUUACUACCUCACACUCGACGCUCUCGAGAACUAUAAGAUAUUCAAGAAACUGCAGUACCGCUUCAGCCUCCUUGUUAACGAGUUACGGACAUCCGACUUGACUACCUACAAGACGACCAUCAUGGCGCUCAUCAACUCCGUCAUCGUGGCCAAUGAGAGACUCCAGGAGAGACAACGAAUCAGGAAUGAGUUUGUAUAUCUUGGAAUCAUCAGCACCAUCUCGAACCUGCGCGUUGAGGACGACCCCGAACUUAACUUACAGUGUGACGUAUUUGAUGAGGAGUGCGGCGCAGAUGAGGAAGCGAUGGAGGAAAUGCGGGAGGCGGGGAACGUGAACAUCAGCGACCCCGAGGCCUUAUUUAAAGCAGUCUAUUCAAGGGUACGGGACACGCCUAUUAGCUCGUCCUUACUUGGGAUCCUCUAUAACAUGUUCCAGAUCGAAAGUAACACGACCCAAAGCGAGGGUACAUGGUGUUUCUUGGAGCGAUUGACACAAGAUGUUCUUACAGCCAAGACCGAACAUGAAAAACUGAAGUUGAGGAAUGCGUCAAAGAUAAACCUCCAACCGACGUCGGACAAACGAAUUCAGACAGACGAAGUGCAAUGUAGUCCCAAAACGUCACGUCACAUCGGCAGGGGAAACCCAUUGUCCACAGAGGCAUACCAGAGCGUGACGGAAGUACUAAAUGCGAAAACAGCCACCCUCCCAAACAGUUCAACGUGUACCGUUACACUAGCCAAGCCGUCCGUCACGGUGACACCUCCCCAAGCUCCGCCUCCACCGCCUUUAACUGGAGGACCGCCACCGCCUCCACCACCACCACCCCCUCUUCCCCCUGGAAGUGGAGUUCCGCCUCCGCCCCCACCACCUCCUGCACCAGGCUGCCCUGCCCCGCCACCUCCCCCACCACCUCCUGGCGGAGGUCCACCACCACCACCACCCCCUCCUGGUGGAGGUCCCCCACCUCCUCCUGGAGCGCCCCCUCCCCCUGGAUCACAAUCCCCGGGACUGGGAUACGCCGUCGUCCCUCAAGUGCCACUACCCCCGACGAUAUCGACACCAGAACCUAAAUGCAAGAUGAAACAGCUCAUGUGGAGCAAGAUACCAAACACGGCCUUUAAUGAUGAAAGUGUGUGGGGUGACGUCAACAAGAUGUCGGACAACAUACCUGUACAGUAUAAGAGGUUAGAAGAGAUGUUUGCUCAGAAAUCCCUACCUACAGUGUCUGAACUGCGGCCAGACUCUGGAAAGACUCCGUUGGUACGGAGACAUUCCGGUGCAUCAGAGGGUGAUACAGUGACUGCAAAUGGGGAGAUUCCCGGAGGUAACACGAAGAAGAUCGCCCUCCUUGACCCGAAAAAGAGCAUGAACGUGAAUAUAUUCCUGAAGCAGUUCCGGAAACCCAUAGAGGUUGUCGUAGAACUCGUCAAAAUGGGCGACAGUCGGGCGUUCGGUGUGGAGAAACUGAAAAGUCUACUUAAGAUCCUCCCCGGUCAUGACGAGGUGGAGAUGCUUCAAAACUUUGACGGAGAUUACAAACGUCUGGGUGAAGCAGAGAAGUUCUUUUCCCACCUUAUCAAACUGGCAUCCUACAAAGUACGAGUGGAGGGGAUGAUACUGAAAGGAGACUUUAACGCCCAGCUCGGAUCUAUCCGUCCGAACGUCACCACGCUCAACACGGCCUGUCGACGUCUGUUCGACAACGCCUCUCUCAAAACAGUUCUCCGUUACGUCCUUCACGCCGGCAACUUUAUAAACAAAGGUAGUGGAUCAGGCAAUGCUUUAGGAUUUAGAGUCAGUUCUCUCAACAAGAUUGCCUCCACAAAGUCCAACAUAGCGCGGCUCUCGCUGCUCCACCUAGUGGUGGAGGAAAUGGAGACUAAGGACGAUCACUCUCUAGACUUCGUGGACGAUCUACUGGACGUGCUACAGAAGGCUGCCAGGUUCACACUUGAAAGCACGGUUAAUGAGUUCUCCCAGCUGAAGAGGAGCGUGUUAGACUUACAGAAACAGAUGGACAACGUGGAGAAGGAAGUAAAGGACCAGUUCUCCGAGUUCCUCGAGGAUGCGGAGGCGGAUCUGGAAGACGUGGACGAAGGAAUAGAACGGAUACGCAAACUUUCUACGCGGUUAGCAAAGCAUUAUUGUGAGAACGAACGGACAUUCAAGCUAGACGAGUUUCUAGAUACAUUCCGAGAUUUUUGUGAAAAAAUCAAAGCUUGUCAGCAGGAACUUCAGUCUAAGAAACAGGAGGCAGAAUCGGCGGAAAAGAGGAAGAAAGUGAAGGAGGAUAUCCAAGAACGCCGUAAAAAUACCCUGUCUCCUUUCGGACACACCCAGGAUCGUAAGAUCGUGGACAACAUCGUCAGUGAGAUACGGAACGGGCAAGUUUUACGGAGACUUUCACUUCGUAAAAAGAAUGCCGAUUACUCCACCGCCAGAUCCGGUGGAAAGUGACCAAUGAGGAAGGGCGUUACAUCUCCAUAGACUGUGAUAACCUCGGUGACAAAUAUCUGAUGUUCUUCAACUUGGAAAGUCGCACGUGCAGACAGCCAUUUAUAUGCUCCAGUUGUUUAUAAACUUGAUCCAGUGCCUUCGUGUCUGAUAUGUCUCUAGCCAAGCCACGUGAAAGCGCGAGCUUGUGAAAUGCUAUCCAUUUAGUAUACAAUCAAAACCUAUCAUGAAAAUAACCUUAACGCCGUGUGUCUGACACAUUAUACUGUAGGAUCAGGGCCAACGUCUCUAGUCCAUCAACAAGUCGGUGUGAUUAUUGUGUUAUAUUUAUUGUGAAUAAAUUGCUGAUAUAUAUAGAUAUUUAAUAUAUCUUACAUAG
This is a messenger RNA of Mizuhopecten yessoensis (Yesso scallop), 3827 nucleotides long. Its product is annotated as inverted formin-2-like. Gene Ontology annotation, molecular function: actin binding; small GTPase binding. The record is from RefSeq and is a predicted model, not a curated record. Lineage: Eukaryota; Metazoa; Mollusca; Bivalvia; Pectinida; Pectinidae. Bases 392 to 3451 code for a protein of 1019 amino acids. The transcript is spliced from 15 exons. Gene Ontology annotation, biological process: actin cytoskeleton organization.